CUUCAUCCAGCCCAGCAUUUUGCAGUCAAUGUAACAACUGAAAUGAAGUCUGUAGAAAUGCACCGUGAAGCACUGAGUGAAGCCCUUCCUGGGGACAGUGUGGGCUUCAGUGUCAAGAACAUGUCUGUCAAAGAUGUUUGUUGUGUCAGUGUGGCUGGUGACAGCAAAAAUGACCCACCAAUGGAAGCAGCUGGCUUCACAGCUCAGGUGAUUAUUUUGAACCAUCCAGGCCAGAUCAGUGCUGGAUAUGCACCUCUUCUGGAUUGUCACACAGCUCACGUUGCUUGCAAGUUUGCUGAGCUGAAGAAGAAGACUGAUUGUCAUUCUGGGAAAAAGCUGCAAGAUGGCCCUAAAUUCUUGAAAUCUGGUGAUGCUGUCAUUGUUCAUAUGGUUUCUGGCAAGCCCGUGUGUGUUGAGAGCUUCUCUGGCUAUCCCCCCCCGGGCCGUUUUUAUGUGUGUGACAUGAGACAGACUGUCACUGUGGGUGUCAUCAAAGCAGUGGACAAGAAGGCAGAUGGAACUGGUAAGGUCACCAAGUCUGCCAGAAAGCUCAGAAGGCUAAAUGAAUAUUAUCCCCCAAAUCUGCCACCCCAGUCUUAAACAGUGGUGGAAGAACAGUCUCAGAACUGUUGGUCUCAAUUGGCCAUUUAAGUUUAAUAGUAAAAGACUGGCUAAUGAUAAAAAUGCAUUAUAAAACCUUCAGAAGGAAAGGAGAAUGUUUUUUGACCAUAUAUUUUGUGUGUGGCAGUUUUAAGUUAUUAGUUUUUAAAAUCAGUACUUUUUAAUGAAAACAAGUUGACCAAAAGUCUGUCA
This is a messenger RNA of Bubalus bubalis (water buffalo), 813 nucleotides long. RefSeq names its product elongation factor 1-alpha 1-like. The annotation marks the transcript as partial. The transcript has a single exon. NCBI's taxonomy places the organism in Eukaryota, Metazoa, Chordata, Mammalia, Artiodactyla, Bovidae. The record is from RefSeq and is a predicted model, not a curated record.